AUGCUGGCAUUGUGCAAAGCUUUCCGCGAUCACUACUCCAUUGCAGCGGUCACGAAUGACAUCUUUACCAAAGAGGACACGGAAUUCCUCGUCCGCAAUAACGCAUUACCGGCGGAGCGGAUUCGGGCCAUUGAAACCGGCGGUUGCCCCCACGCCGCCAUUAGGGAGGAUAUUUCCGCCAAUUUAGGUGCUUUAGAGGAACUUCAUGCUAAAUUCAACGUUCAAUUGUUGCUCAUAGAAAGCGGCGGCGAUAAUUUGGCUGUGAUCGAUGUGGCUGGAGGCGACAAAAUUCCUCGUAAGGGUGGCCCAGGUAUCACUCAAUCCGAUCUGUUAAUUAUCAACAAGACAGAUCUCGCCGAGAUUGUCGGUGCCGAUUUGGGCAUCAUGGAAAGGGAUGCACGAAAAAUGAGGGAAAGUGGACCAACCGUGUUCACCCAAGUGAAAAACGGCGUUGGAAUUCCUGAGGUGGUCGGAUUGAUUCUAGGCGCUUGGAAGGCAAGCGGAGCUGCGGAUGCUUGA
Messenger RNA from Acaulospora colombiana, 519 nucleotides. NCBI's taxonomy places the organism in Eukaryota, Fungi, Glomeromycota, Glomeromycetes, Diversisporales, Acaulosporaceae. The record is from the annotation of a GenBank genome assembly.